Oreochromis niloticus (Nile tilapia) is the source of this 4012-nucleotide messenger RNA. It is a transcript of the gene tlr9, whose product is annotated as toll-like receptor 9. Gene Ontology annotation, biological process: positive regulation of interleukin-6 production; toll-like receptor signaling pathway; defense response to virus. Gene Ontology annotation, cellular component: plasma membrane. The record is from RefSeq and is a predicted model, not a curated record. Gene Ontology annotation, molecular function: pattern recognition receptor activity; protein binding. NCBI's taxonomy places the organism in Eukaryota, Metazoa, Chordata, Actinopteri, Cichliformes, Cichlidae. The transcript is spliced from 3 exons. The coding region runs from base 339 to 3575 and encodes 1078 amino acids.
ACAGAAGUUCUAGAGACUUGAGGAAGUCUUUCAAUUUUUUUCCACCAAUAGGAAACCCCCUCUAAACUAAUAAAAUGUGGCUAUUGAAUUCAGAAGUGAUUGUCAUGGGACAAAUAUUGUUUUGUGAAGUUUUAGGGGUUUUUUUUUAACCACUUGAUAAUGCUUAAAUCUUAUCUCCCUUGUGAGUUUAAGAGGUCACAUGGUUUGCAUCAGACUGCUUUAUAUCUGACCACCUGCUUUCACUUCUGCAUAAUGAAAACUGCUUCUUGUCAGAGCACAGUCAUCCUCUUAUAACCUGUGCUCUCAUUGCUUCAGAGCCUCUCAAUGUGAAUUUUACGAUGCAUAGUUCAUGCGCUGUGGCUCUGGUGAAAAAUAUCCUCAUCCUAAGCCAGCUUUUUCCAUUGGUGAAGACCAUAAAUACAAAAUUUUUACCAUGUGACACCAAUCUGAAUGAAACUAAAGUUGACUGCAGUGACAGACCACUCAAGCACGUCCCCUUCAUUAAGGCUACAUCUGUAGCUUACAUAGAUUUAAGCCGGACUAAGAUAAACCGAGUAUGGCCGCAUGCUUUCACAGGUGUCCCAAAUCUGCAUACUCUAAAGUUAUCGGGCAACUGUCAGCCGGGCAGUCCGAGAGCUCUGGAAGACAGGUCUUGCAGAGUGAAAAUCUCCAGGUAUGCUUUCAAGCCCCUACUAACACUGAAACAUCUGGAUUUGUCAGGAAACAGUCUUACCUAUAUACCAUGGUUACCAGAAAGCCUGGAGGUUCUUCAUCUAGAGAACAAUCAGAUCUUCAACGUUAUCUACCCUCUGAAGACUCCACAUCUCGAAAAGCUCUUCCUCAGCAAGAACUGCUUUUAUGCAAACCCGUGCAACCAGUCCUUUUACAUCAGUGAAAAGGUUUUCCAAGAGCUCCCCAAACUCAAAAACCUCACAUUAGGGUAUAAUAAUUUGACAGCUAUCCCUAAAGGACUGCCACUCUCACUGGGGAGUCUGGAUUUAAGAGAGAAUACAAUCACAGAAGUCUUAGAAAAAGCAUUUUUCAAAAUGACUGCCCUGGAGGACUUAAAUUUGGAGUGGAAUUGCCAACGUUGUGAUCAUGCUGCAAGGCCCUGCUUUCCAUGCCCACAUAAUCAGUCUCUAAAGCUACAUUCAAACUCCUUUUAUUCUGAAAACAGCUCAAUUACCAUCCUAAGUUUGAGGGGAAACUCUCUGAGAACAUUUCCAAAGGGCCUUUUCAGACCAUUGAAGAAACUGAAAAUAUUGGACCUCUCUGACAACCUCCUGGCAUAUGCUAUGCAAAAUGGGACCUUCUUUAAAGAGCUGACAGGGGUCGAGUGGCUUAGCCUUAUCUAUAACUAUGAACCACUGAAGACUUUUCCGGAACUUAAUCUCUCCCCAUAUUUUAACAACAUGUCUGAUCUGCAAUGUCUUCUUCUGAGUGGUAACUUUUUCCUAAAAUUUUCUAAUGAAAGCAUUGAAGUCCUCUCCAAGUUAAAAAGUCUAAAAGUUCUAGAGCUGAGAAUGAAUUUCAUUAACACUUUUAAUAUGACAUUUCUAAAACAGUUACCCUCUCUAACUUCUGUUGACCUCUCCCAGAACAUGCUUAAUUUCCUUCAGUGCUGCUCAAUUUCACGAUCUGAGAUUGUGGAUGAAAACCUGUAUGCAGGCACUCUUCAUAAUCAACCUCUCACUCUAAUGGCUAAAGAAGUCACAUCUAGAAACAGUGUAUGGGAAACGGAACAAUUAAAUGCUCUUGAAAUAUUAGAAGACAGUGUGACAGAUAUCCCAACACUAUUGGAUUUCCAGCUCCGAGCAGAUGUUCUGGACAAAAGAUUUCCAGUAAUUACAUCACUGUGGGACUUGAGAAAUUUUCAUUGCAAAAAUAAGCUGACAUUUGACCUGUCUCAAAAUGAUAUCGUGUACCUUAACAAACAUGUGGUUUCAGGCAUGGAGAAUGCAGUUUGUUUAGACCUUUCCUUCAAUUACAUGAACCAGGCACUGAGGGGUGGGGUGUUUGAAGGUAUGACACAUUUAGAGUUUCUUAAUUUGUCUUACAAUAGGCUUGAUCUUUAUUAUAACGAUGCUUUCAGGGAACUUAAUUCGUCUCUGAAGAUAUUAGAUAUUAGUAACAAUGAGUUUCAUUUCAAUAUGAGGGGCAUGGGCCAUCGCUUUGAGUUCCUUGAAAAUUUGAAUCAAUUGGAAGCCCUAAGUCUGGCAAACAAUGCAAUUGGGAUGCGAAUCAACCAAAGGCUGAUCUGCAAUUCUUUGAAGUACUUUGACUUCUCUGGAAAUAACCUGAACAUCAUGUGGGACUCUGACAACAACAAGUACACUAAUUUCUUCCAGAACCUGGCAAAUCUAACCUACCUGGACAUCUCUAACAACCAUUUAAAAUCACUCUCAUCUGAAGUGCUGUGUAAUCUCCCAAGUAGCCUUAGGGCUCUCAUCAUAAGCAGCAAUUCUCUAAACUAUUUCCCAUGGCUAAACAUCUCUGCACUUACCAGUUUACAUUACCUGAACCUGAAUCACAACUUCCUUUAUAAACUGCCAAAUUAUGCAGUAAUAUUUGGAGUCAAUUUUACCUUCCUGGACCUCAGUCACAAUCGGAUCAGUUAUAUUCCUGAAGAUUUCUUUAAUAAUGCAAAGUCCUUAAAAUAUUUGUAUCUCAGUCACAAUCAGAUCAAAGAGUUGAACCGAGAGCAUCUUCCUGUCCUCUUUAAAAAUGACACUCGCCUUGAAAAUCUCACCCUGCAUGCCAACCCCUUCAAAUGUGACUGCAAUACCUCCUGGCUUGCUGACUUCUUGAGUACUACACCGGUACACAUUCCUUAUCUAACCACAGAUGUACGGUGUGAAUUCCCAGAGUCUCAGCAGGGUGAGAGCAUACUGUCCAUGGACCAGCGUUCUUGCCAGGACAUAUAUGGUAGUGUAGCCUUUGUUGCCUGUUCAUUUAUGACUCUGGUGUUUACUGUUCUUCCUUUACUGAAGCACCUCUACGGCUGGGAUAUGUGGUAUUGCCUGCAAGUGCUCUGGGCUGGACACAAAGGCUACUCCCAGAUAGCUGGGACUGAUUCGCAUUAUCAAUAUGAUGCCUUUGUGGUGUUUGACACCAGUAACCAGGCUGUGAGGGACUGGGUUUACAACGAGUUAACUGUCAAUCUGGAGAACUCUGGUCACAGGAGAUUUUGUCUAUGCUUAGAAGAAAGGGACUGGAUUCCUGGGCUGUCAUGUAUAGAGAAUCUUCAUAAUGCGGUGUACCGGAGUGUGAAAACAGUUUUCGUGCUGUCCAGAGGUGUUAACGGAAAUGUGAAUGGUGUGAUCCGCCAGGCCUUCUUCAUGGUUCAACAGAGGCUUCUGGAUGAGAAGGUGGACGUAGCUGUGCUGGUUCUGAUGGAUAAGAUGUUUCCCAAACUGAAGUACCUUCAGCUGAGAAAACGAUUGUGCAGAAAAUCUGUGUUGUCAUGGCCGCAUCACCCAUGUGCUCAACCCCUUUUCUGGAAUCAAAUGAGAAUGGCGUUGUCAUCAGAUAACCUCAAAUUUUAUGACAACAACAUGAGUGAAAGUUUUAUAUAACCUCCUUUUACAUGCUACCAGAGACAAUCAUGUUUAAAAAGAUCUUCCUCCUUCAUAUCGCUAAAUAUUAACAAACUUGACCUUCCAUUCACAUGCUGUCACAUAUAUUUGAUUGGUGUUAAAAUUUUAUUAACUCUUCCAUAUAUAUGUUAUAUAUAUUAUUCUUAUUGCUCUGUUGUUUUAUUUAAAAAUUGGUUUCUCUGGGACGUUAUUUGUUGUUAUUGUUAUUAUGAUCAUUUGGAUGUAUUAUAAUUUUCUUGAUUUUUUUUAUUUUCCUUUGCCUAAUCCAGUGGUUUACAACACAUGUAUUUGUAUUUGCAGAAAAUAAUAUCAGCUUUCUUUUCCGUUAUAUUUUGUCAGACGGAGGCACUUUUGAUUGUAUUUGUGUAGCAUCUAAACCUGUAAUUUACCUAUUUUAUUAUAUGUACUUUGCUCUA